Messenger RNA from Branchiostoma belcheri (Belcher's lancelet), 3081 nucleotides. RefSeq lists its product as uncharacterized. Gene Ontology annotation, molecular function: protein binding. The transcript is spliced from 6 exons. The record is from RefSeq and is a predicted model, not a curated record. Bases 204 to 2954 code for a protein of 916 amino acids. NCBI's taxonomy places the organism in Eukaryota, Metazoa, Chordata, Leptocardii, Amphioxiformes, Branchiostomatidae.
CAACCAGUAGAUAUAAGGCGAAUUUAACCUGCACCAGGCAUCGGUGUUCUUCACUCAAAGUGAUACAGAGAACAACGCAGAUCGGACAAGUCUGAACAGCCCUGGGUACCCUGAUCCCCCCCGAGUUCCUGAGAGACAUUCCCGUUCCUGCUGCUGGCCUCACGUCCGGUACCAAGUCAUGCAGUGGAUGCUCCGGGUUUAGCAUGUUUUUGAGCAGUUUAACUGCCGCCAGUUCACGACGUUCCCUAAGAGUGGGAAGGAUUCUGGACACGGCAGAAAUGGCAGAACACAACUUGGCAGCUGGACACAAGUCCAGCGUUGGGAAAGGAUCCAGUGGAAAGAGAUAUCAUCCCUACCAGGGUCAUCAUUCAGAAGCGAAGAAGGUUAAACAAGACGAAAUAAAGAAACAACAGAACCCAGGCUCUCGUCACAGAGAGACUACAGAAAAGAGCGAUGCUCAACUCAAAAACAUCAAAGACAAAGAAGAAGACACUUACAGCAUAUACAAAGAUCACCUACAGGAGGGCAGCAGUGCCCUGCAGACAGGGGACCUGGACACAGCAGAAAAGCACUUUGCUGCUGCACUCAAGUCUGUGCAUGGGAAAGCUGCAAAGUCAAGCAAUGAGGCAGAGCCACUAUCAAAGUUGAGUGAUGUCUACCUGAGGAGAGGACAACAAUCAAAGGACGGUUCUGAUUUCACCAAGGCAGCAGCGCUCUGUAACGCAGCACUGGUAAGGUCAAAAUCAGAAGACCAAGACAACAUAAAACAAACAAUCCAAUUGAUAACCCAAUCAUUCGUUAAUCACGUGCUGGGUGUCAAACAGACAAUAGAAUUUGAUGAUGUAGAGAAACACAAAGAGAUGUUGAAAGAAGAUAGACACCAAGUUGAAAAAGAGAUGGAAACAAUUGAACAAGAAAUCGAUCCAUAUAGCCUUGACGAUGAUGACCCAAAUAUCAGAGAAGUGGAGAGGAAGAGAGCAGAAGCAAUCAAAGCAUUGUUUCAGACAAUACUUCAUCAUCGAAGAACGUUUACAGUUGGCCUUGUAGAUGAAUGUAUGGAGGUAAUGGGUCCCCCUCCCUGUAAGUACGCCAUGAUAGGCCUGGGCUCACAAGCCACGGGAUUAGUAACACCGUACUCUGAUCUGGAAUGUGCCAUUUUAGUAGAGAAGGAAACAGUGAAUAAUGUCGCCUAUUUCCGCAACCUCACUCAUUAUCUAUACCUGAAAGUCAUAAAUCUGGGAGAAACCAUUCUCCCGGUCAUGGGGAUCAAGUCUCUCAAUGAUUUCCACUCAGACGACCCACAAGACAACUGGUACUAUGACUCUGUAACACCGCGCGGGUUUUCGUUCGAUGCAGCCAUGCCACAUGCAUGCAAGACUCCACUGGGCAGGGGGAAAACAUGUGAACUCAUACUCACACCAAGUAAUAUGACAAAACUUCUUAAAAAGGACGUAAAGUUCCAUUUGAAGAAAGGCUACCAUCUUGCUGUCGUCUUGGGGAAUGUUUCUUUGAUCGCAGGAGAGCAAAAUUUACUUGAGGAAUAUAAGGCUUUAUGGACUAGGAAACUUCGAGGAAACAAUAGAAAAAUCUCUUUGUUACUGGGAAAUGCCAUGUUAAGAGAGAACUCACAAAACUUUGAAAGACACGUGCCAAGUGCCAGUCUGUUUAAUGUAAAGAAGGAAAUCUAUAGAUUUUCUAGUAUUGCUGUGUCGUGCUGGGCACUACUUCAAGGAAUACAGCCGACAACAAUCUGGGAGACCAUUGACAAGAUGCACAUGAAUGGUGUCAUUAACACAGAGAACGCGCAUCACUUGAUGGUGCUGGUCAGUAUCUCAGCAGAACUGAGGCUGCGGACGUACAUGAAUAAUGGUGGUCAAGUGGAAAAUAUGUCAGCAUUAUCGUCAAUGCCAAGAGAAACGGAUUUAGAGGAGAAGUUGAGGAAAGUGUUUUACAUUUCUAAUGCAAAACAGCUCAUGAGAUACUAUUACACAGCAAUGCCUUUAAAGCAGUUUGUUUCAAAGAUAACCGAGUUAUUACAAGAGCCGUUAACUCUUUUUGACAACUCUUUGCAACUUAAGUCAAAGGUGUACAAAAGUCUUUGUGAUAACCAAAACUUGAAGACAUGCAUGGAAGAGAUUCUGUGUAACUACCUUUCAAAAUAUGGUGAGGCUUCCAUACAUCCUGACAUUGCCGAAUCACUUGAUGAACUGGGUGAAGCAUGUCGUAACAUUGGUGAUCCCAAAAAGGCCGUCAGCUAUCAUGAACAGUCACUACAGAUGGAGCGGGUUAUCCAUGCUGAGAACACUGCACAUCCUAAAAUCGCCCAGUCACUUAACAACUUGGGUACCGCCUGGAGGAACCUUGGGGAUGACAAAAAGGCUGUCAGCUGUCAUGAACAGUCACUACAGAUGAUGCGGGUUAUCUAUGGUGAGGACACUGCACAUCCGCACAUCGCCGCGUCACUUAACAACUUGGGUAACGCCUGGAGGCACCUUGGUGAUCACGAAAAGGCCGUCAGCUAUCAUGAACAGUCACUACAGAUGAGGCGGGUUAUCUAUGGUGAGAACACUGCACAUCCUGACAUCGCCCAGUCACUUAACAACUUGGGUAACGCCUGGGGGGACCUUGGGGAUUACAAAAAGGCUGUCAGCUAUUAUAAACAGUCACUACAGAUGGAGCGGGUUAUCUAUGGUGAGAACACUCCUCAUACUGACAUUUCCGGGUCACUUAACAACUUGGGUAACGCCUGGAGGCACCUUGGUGAUCACAAAAAGUCCCUCAGCUAUCAUGAACAGUCCCUACAGAUGAGGCGGGUUAUCUAUGGUGAGAACACUGUACAUCCUGACAUCGCCGCGUCACUUAACAACUUGGGUAACACUUGGAAGAACCUUGGUGAUCACGAAAAGGCCAACAGCUACUUUGAUCAGGCAACAAAGAUGAAGCAGAGGCUUUAAGUACAUGCCGUAUGCUGCAUUUGUGUGCCCCUUGAGGAUUUACGUGUAACAUUUGGUAUUCUAAAUCUGUUCUGGAGUGCCGCUACAGAUAGCAAUCUUUAAAAUAGUACAGGUAUGACAAUAUGAC